CCCCUUUUCACCUAUUGCCCAACUAUGUAACAGGAAACUCAACCAAGAGUUAUCACAUCAGUACUUAGAUGUAACAUAGACUCAAAGAAGAAUCAACCAGCCGAACAUCCUCUGUGUUAUUUUCAAAAUGCAGCUGCAAAUCCUAUUUCAUCUCAAUCUAUUGUGGUUGCCACUUUCACUGGCUGAAGGUGACAAGUGGACAAUAACAAUAACAAAUAAUCGCAUACCAACAGUUAAGGGAGGAACCGUAACCAUCAAUUGUUCUUUCACCUAUCCUAAAGCUCAACACACUUCAAAUGUUACAAUUUACUGGAAAAUCUGGAAAACAGAAGGGGAUGCUAAAUGUGACAAGACAGACCACGACAAACGUGCUUUCGUAUUUCAUCCAAAUCACACAUGUGUAGACUCGAAGUUCAGCAACAGGACAAAACUUAUUGGAAAUAAAACUGAAGGAAACUGCUCUCUACAGAUCAAUAAUAUAACACAAAAUGAACCGCAGAUCUACCUGCGGGUUUGGGGACUGAGCAACAACUACAGCUUUAUAAAGACAAAUGAGUUGGUGUCUUUUUACAUUGCCGGCGUGAAUUCAAGUACCUUAAAUCCCACAUAUCCCACAACCACAGAUAUCACAGUGGACGUCUCAACAACGUUCACAGCAAGUUACUUGCCUACGAUGCCUGAUGAUAGAAACCAGAGUCUGUAUCUGGCCACCUUGGUACCAAUUGUUGGACUUAUUUGCCUUGCUGCUGGGGGGACAGUUGCUUACAGGAAACGCAAGCGGUCAAAAAAGGUCACGCGGGAGGAGUCUGGAUAUUAUAUGAACUUCAAACAGACAUCUUCUCAUUCACCUGAAAGUGAACCCCCUUGUCAAACAACAAACAAAUUGCCUCCAGAUCCCAAAGUAAUUGAUGAACCUGUUUACAUUAAUUAUGAGAUAUCUGAAAAUCAGAUGGGUCAACAGAAGGAACACAAGGACAAUAUCUAUGGAAAUGUGGACUACACAUAAAAGCUGUUUCUGACAGCUAUCACAAGGCUUUUACGUUGAAGAAGAGUUUGUAAUCUGUAUUAUUUUUUGUUAUUAAAUGGAUAUGUGCAAUGAGAAUUAUUUAAUAUCUGUCAACAGAAUUAGGAAAUGGUGCACUGCCCUGGCUUGCAACAUAAACUGAAACUCCAAAAUGUAUUAAAAGGGAACCUCAUUUUGCACUGCUUGCAUUGAAAAUUGGUUAACGGGCCAGUAUUCAUCAUCCAUUAAGAAUGUUUAAAUAAUAGUUUAAAUGCAUUUGCAUAGGAAAAAUAGCCAACAGUUUUGAGUGUUUGAGCUUCCAAUAAGGGUUUCUACAACUUUUAUAGCUGAAGUCUGGCCCCUUCAACAUCUCUGCUGUGUCUUUCUCUGACGUAAACCAAAAUAAACAGGAACUUAAGAGUUUUUACAGGGAAAUAAAAAAAAA
Cyprinodon tularosa is the source of this 1448-nucleotide messenger RNA. RefSeq lists its product as uncharacterized. The record is from RefSeq and is a predicted model, not a curated record. Bases 128 to 1006 code for a protein of 292 amino acids. Lineage: Eukaryota; Metazoa; Chordata; Actinopteri; Cyprinodontiformes; Cyprinodontidae. The transcript is spliced from 8 exons.